Molecule: messenger RNA, 2868 nt
Organism: Chaetura pelagica (chimney swift)
Lineage: Eukaryota; Metazoa; Chordata; Aves; Apodiformes; Apodidae
Gene: WDR59
Product: WD repeat domain 59
Exons: 25
Coding region: 10-2868 (952 amino acids)
Molecular function (GO): protein binding
Source: RefSeq, a predicted model, not a curated record
GCGACUGCCAUGUCGGUGGAUUGCCUGGGACAGCGCGCAGUCCUCUCGGGCCGCCGUUUCCUCUACAUAGUCAACUUGGAUGCACCAAACGAGGGGCACCGGAAGAUCUCCCGGCAGAGCAAGUGGGACAUCGGAGCGGUGCAGUGGAACCCACACGACAGCUACGCCUACUACUUUGCAGCCUCGAGCAAUCAACGAGUUGACCUGUACAAGUGGAAGGAAGGUAAUGGUGAAGUUUGCACCUCACUGCAAGGACACACACGUGUGAUCAGUGACUUGGACUGGGCAGUAUUUGAGCCAGACCUGCUGGUCACCAGUUCUGUUGACACCUACAUCUACAUCUGGGACAUCAGGGACACCAGGAAGCCUACAGUCUCACUCUCUGCAGUUGCUGGAGCUUCCCAGGUCAAAUGGAACAAGAAAAAUGCCAACUGUUUAGCAACAAGCCAUGAUGGGGAUGUCCGGAUUUGGGACAAAAGGAAACCCAGCACUGCAGUAGAGUACUUGGCAGCUCAUCUCUCCAAAAUCCAUGGUCUGGAUUGGCAUCCUGACAAUGAAUAUACCUUGGCCACUUCCAGCCAAGACAACUCUGUCAGGUUCUGGGAUUACCGGCAGCCUCGGAAAUACCUCAACAUCCUUCCCUGCCAGGUUCCUGUCUGGAAGGCAAGGUACACGCCUUUCAGCAAUGGGCUGGUGACAGUGAUGGUCCCCCAGCUCCGACGAGAGAACAGUCUUCUCCUCUGGAAUGUCUUUGACUUGAACACACCUGUCCACACUUUUGUGGGACAUGAUGAUGUGGUGCUGGAGUUUCAGUGGAGGAAGCAGAAGGAAGGUUCCAAAGAUUACCAGCUGGUGACGUGGUCCCGGGAUCAGACUCUGCGGAUGUGGCGGAUUGACUCUCAGCUGCAGAGGCUGUGUGCUAAUGACAUCCUGGAUGGAGUGGAGGACCUCAUUGAUGGCAUUUCUCACCUGCCAGAGCCAGACAAGACCCUUCACCCCCAGGACUCUGAGCCCCAGCAUAACUCUGGGCAUGGGGAGGAGUCAGCCUUAAAAGAAGAUUUCCUGAAUGACCCCCUGGUGGGAAAGAAAACAGACCAGCUGGGGCUGCCUCAGACACUGCAGCAGGAGUUCUCCCUGAUCAAUGUGCAGAUCCGAAAUGUCAACGUGGAGAUGGAUGCAGUGAGUCGGAGCUGCACGGUGUCUGUGCACUGUGGCAACCACAGGGUCAGGAUGCUGGUGAUGUUCCCUGUCCAGUAUCCCAACAAUGCUGCACCCUCCUUCCAGUUCAUCAACCCAACCUCCAUCACGGCGUCCAUGAAGGCAAAGCUGCUGAAGAUACUGAAAGACACUUCCCUGCAGAAAGUGAAGAGGAACCAGAGCUGCCUGGAGCCCUGCCUGCGUCAGCUGGUCUCCUGGCUGGAGUCUGUUGUGAACCAAGAGGACAGCACAUCCAGCAAUCCCUAUGCUCUGUCAAACUCUGUGACCCCCCCUUUGCCCACCUUUGCCCGGGUCUCCAAUGCCUAUGGCUCCUACCAGGACUCUAACAUCCCCUUCCCACGGACCUCUGGAGCCAGGUUCUGUGGUGCAGGGUACCUGGUGUACUUCACGAGACCCAUGACCAUGCACCGGGCAGUGUCUCCCACUGAGCCCACACCCAGGUCCCUGUCAGCUUUAUCAGCCUACCAUAGUGGCCUCAUCACCCCCAUGAAGAUCCGCACGGAGCCUCCGGGCAACCUGCGCCUCUACAGCGGGAGCCCCACGCGCAGCGAGAAGGAGCAGGUCUCCAUCAGCUCCUUCUACUACAAAGAGAGAAAAUCAAGGAGGUGGAAAAGCAAACGAGAAGGGACAGAUGCCAACAACCGGCCCAUCAAAGCUGCAGGGAAAGUGAUUAUCCAAGAUAUUUCCUGCUUGCUGCCUGUCCACAAGGUGCUGGGGGAGCAAUACAUACUGAAUGUGAAUAAUAUCCAGGAGACCUGCCAGAAGAAUGCUGCCUCAGCCCUGGCUGUGGGACGGAGGGAUCUUGUGCAGGUUUGGUCACUGGCCAUGGUAGCUACUGAUCUCUGCCUUGGCCCAAAGUCUGACCCAGAUUUGGAGAUACCUUGGGCACAACAUCCAUUUGGACGUCAAUUACUGGAGUCCUUGCUGGCUCAUUACUCCCAGCUCCACGAUGUGCAGACCCUGGCCAUGCUCUGCAGUGUCUUUGAAGCCCAGUCCAGGCUCCAGGGGUGCCCAAACUCCUAUGGUUCCUUUCCUCAACGUGCCUCCAACCUGGCCUCCCACAGUCGCUAUCCCAGCUUUACUUCCUCUGGCUCCUGUUCCAGCAUGUCAGACCCUGGACUUGGCACUGGAGGCUGGAAUAUAGCCAACAAGGACACGGAGCAGGUCUCCACUCCCUGGUGUGAGUCUUCUCCAGAUGACUUUCGCUACGGAAACCUGACGUAUCCCGAUCCCCGGGAGCGGGAGAAAGACCAGCACGAGAAGAACAAAAGGCUCCUGGAUCCUGCCAACACUCAGCAAUUUGAUGACUUUAAGAAGUGCUAUGGGGAGAUCCUGUAUCGCUGGGGCCUGCGAGAGAAGAGGGCUGAGGUGCUCAAGUUUGUCUCUUGUCCUCCUGAUCCCCACAAAGGAAUUGAGUUUGGGGUGUACUGCAGCCACUGUCGCAGCGAGGUGCGUGGCACCCAGUGUGCCAUCUGCAAGGGCUUCACCUUCCAGUGUGCCAUCUGCCACGUGGCCGUGCGGGGCUCCUCCAACUUCUGCCUGACCUGCGGCCACGGGGGCCACACCAGCCACAUGAUGGAGUGGUUUCGGACCCAGGAGGUCUGUCCCACGGGCUGUGGGUGCCACUGCCUGCUGGAGAGCACCUUCUGA